AUGCCUUUAGCUUCUCCCGUCUUUCAAGACGCAACGACAAUCAACUACUCUCUCGAAUGGCCACACUUGGAGAAUCCCAGCAAUACCACCUUUGCCGGACCUACGCAGAUUGACAUCUGCCACUGUGGAAACAAUACCGACUCGGGCCACAUAUACACACGCUACAGUUGCUCUGAUCCUGUAGUCAGCUUCGCCUCUCCAGAAGAUGAGCUAUGGGUUCUCCAGACCCCACUUGGCCAGAUAAAUCUGCUUCGACCUGCAACAAAUGAGGAGCUUCAAAGACGCAGAGAAGUCGGAGAGGAUGCCAAGCCAAGUGCAUAUGCUGGCAAGAACUUCCUGUUGCUAUCGGGGCCAUGUCCCCGAGGUCGCUACCAGGCGCACGCCACGCUGCAAUACCUCAGAUCACUCUCUCCAGACGCACGGCAGCGCGUUGAGAACCUCACUGUGCUCAUUCAGCCAUAUGAGGAAGAUUGCCGCGAUGAUCAAGGCGGGCGAGCGUAUAUGGCACUGGCGCGUUAUAUUAUUGCAGAGCUCCCGGCGUUCAAGUCCUUGCACGUGAAUAUCUGGGGUGAAGCUACUAGGACUGCGUCACACGAAUUUGUGGUAUUGCUACGCGGAGAAGGGAUUUCUAUCAAAUUGAACUGGGAUUGGUGGGGUGAGAGUGUAGAGGAGUACACAGACGCCGAUGCGUUCUUGGAAGCCAUCGACAUUGGAGUGGUCGUGCAGAGACCAAUGAGGGCGACCGCGGGAGGAGGUUCCGGAGAUACACGUGGGGAUGGGACCGGCGACAGCAUUUCGCAUCGACAGGAAAGCCUCGAAAAGGAAGACUGCACCAAUCCCAACGAUAGUGGGGUUGACAAUACCACAACACCCACGUUGGAGCAAGAAAACUCCGAUGAUGACUGGUCAGAUGAAACGUGGACGCCCUUGUCGCCAGCGGGUGCGGGUGGAAACGAGGACAGUGGCUGGCAAGUACUGUGA
Parastagonospora nodorum SN15 is the source of this 981-nucleotide messenger RNA. RefSeq lists its product as hypothetical. The transcript has a single exon. NCBI's taxonomy places the organism in Eukaryota, Fungi, Ascomycota, Dothideomycetes, Pleosporales, Phaeosphaeriaceae. The record is from RefSeq and is a predicted model, not a curated record. The coding region runs from base 1 to 981 and encodes 326 amino acids.